Clavispora lusitaniae ATCC 42720 is the source of this 1299-nucleotide messenger RNA. RefSeq lists its product as uncharacterized. The record is from RefSeq and is a predicted model, not a curated record. Lineage: Eukaryota; Fungi; Ascomycota; Pichiomycetes; Serinales; Metschnikowiaceae.
AUGCUACCGUGGAAAAGAGUAACUUUGACUUUUCUACUCCUCGUAUCGCAUGUCCUCGCAGACAUGGAUAUGGGCGAUGAUAAAGUUGAAUUUCACCCCGUCAAUGCUGGUUCAAAAACCUUCCACUGGAUAACUUCAUUGGUGCUCUUGCUUCUUGUUCCAUCCGUGGCAUCUGUUUUUGCCUUUGCAGAAAGAUACCACUGGUCAGGGUUACUUCAUGUUGUUUCCUUGGCCUACCUGGCCUUCGAAUCGCUUUUCUUGGCCUUUCCAGACCCCUCCAACCACGAAAACAGAACAUCUAAAGGCACGAGCUGGUUCCUCACAUGGGAAUUGGGUGGUACCGUCCUUUUGGCGUCUUUCAUAACAGGAAAAAAUCUUUUCGGACGUGAAGCACCUCUGACUACUGCUUUUUCGCCCUCUCGUGCCGCUGUUCGUCUUUACAAAACUGUAUCCUUCACGACGGUUCUUACUGGUUGGGUGCGGGUAUGUAUGGCACCAGUGGCAUUGUUUGGCUUCUGCUACGGCCGGUCCACUGGCCAAUGUAUUGCUCAUGGAAUCAUGGGCUCGAGUUUUGUUGGAUAUGGGUUUCUUCUUGCAUGGGUGCUCGUAAUUCCAUGGAUCCGCAACCGGCGUGGAAACGGCCGAAGCCAAGAGUUCUGGGACUCGUCGUUGAUGUGCUUGUGGGGAAUAGUUAACACGUUCACGGAGCACCGUUGGGGUCGUGAAGGAUGGUCCCAUGGAGACUACCAGCACACAUCUAUGGGAAUCAUUUGGUGGUGCGGUGGAAUGUUGGGCAUGUGGCUUUCCCGCCGCGAGAACACACGAAACGUGGUGCCAGCAGUUCUUCUUAUCUAUACGGGCUAUGCAAUGUCCGAGCACUCGCAACACUUGGAGAUUUCAACCAAAGUGCAUGCCAUGUUUGGGUUGGUACUUAUGGCCGGUGGUCUUACGAGGAUCAUGGAAAUUUGUUUCUUGUUAAGAGACGCUGCUGCAUGCGACACUGGUCGAGUUUUGGCAUUCCAGCACUUCCCGCCAUUGUGUUUGGUAAUGUCGGGUGUGUUGUUCAUGUCUGCCAACGAGGAGCAGCUUGAAAUGGUCCAUGGGUUAGGUGCCGACCACUCAUCAUAUAUUCUUGUCGUGUGUGGUGCAGGCUUUGUCAUUUACUUGUGGAUGUUAAUGAUGCUAGCCCUUUAUUUGCAUUUGGUUGGUUAUGACGAAGACGGCCAGCUCCGAGGUUACGCUGAUAUUACAGGGCACGAGGACUUUGAGUUAGACACGGUGAGCGAAACAGAAGAAUGA